AUGGUUAGAUUAUUUGAAGUACGACAAUUUCUUGGCAGCUUUGUCAUGAAAAUCGAUACGCCCUAUGCUUACCGAAAAAUGCUUGUCCUCGACAGUGUCUAUUCAGCAUGCCAUGCCACUGUAAAAAGCUUCAUAUUGAAAUUAGGUUUUGACCAAGCUUUCAAGUGAUUAAUUUGAUUGGGAAACCAGUAUCCAAAUAUACAGGGUGUCCCGAAAAAAGUGUGCAAUAUUCUACCAGCGGUUUCUAGAGCUUUUAAGCUUACAUUUUAAUGUAACAGGGACGGACUCAGGAUAUUUUAGC
Acanthoscelides obtectus is the source of this 301-nucleotide messenger RNA. The record is from the annotation of a GenBank genome assembly. Lineage: Eukaryota; Metazoa; Arthropoda; Insecta; Coleoptera; Chrysomelidae.